Molecule: messenger RNA, 5827 nt
Organism: Gasterosteus aculeatus aculeatus (three-spined stickleback)
Lineage: Eukaryota; Metazoa; Chordata; Actinopteri; Perciformes; Gasterosteidae
Product: muscleblind-like protein 1
Biological process (GO): regulation of RNA splicing
Cellular component (GO): nucleoplasm; cytoplasm
Molecular function (GO): metal ion binding; RNA binding
Source: RefSeq, a predicted model, not a curated record
UUUCACUCUCCCCUCAGCAGCAGUCCGAUGAGUCCUUGCAGAGACACAGCCUGUCACCUGACUAAUGCCCACCAGUGGAAGAUGUAAUCCGGAGUAAAUACAGUUGGCUCCACGGAGGAGCCCUCUGUGAUUUCAGCAGACCGAGGUGUCAAACUGAAUCACCGGUCGUACGCGGCUGAAGAGUACAGAUUAUCCGCCGCUCUCUGAUGAGCCAGUCAGGAGUCUUGCACUUGAGUAAAGUGCCUUCUUUCGGUGACCCCCGCGCCUCUGACUCUGUGCCUGUCCAUGUCUACCAGAGUGGUCAACCGCACCAGAAGCCCCGGACAGUCAAACCCAACGGCUUGGCCAGUCUCCACACCACUGACACCUUCCUCCUUCCCUCCGUCUCCUGAUCCGUCUGCCAGCCAGACCUCCCUCCAUCCAUGCCAAUCAGCCCUCCUCGGCGGAAGCCAACACCUCCCCACUUAUCUGCAGAAAGAGCCCGAUAUUGAAAGCUGCUUUUAUCGGCUCCUGUGAGCGCAGGGAUUCUCUGUGCCGUAACCCGCCCACAGCAGCAUUCUCCCCCGUCCUCCUUCUCCUUGUGUUCAUCGUUCUGCUCCUUCCUCCUCUUCUGCAGCCCUGCAUCUUUUUAUUUUUAUUUAUUUUUUAUUAUCAUGGACCUGCUCAAUCAAUAACGUGUUUUGCCAUUCAUCUCAUCUGACAGUUCAGCCGAGGAGCGAGGUGAUAGCCAGAGCUGUGUGUGUGUGUGGGGCCGAGGGAACGAGAGGGAGAUUACAAAGCAAGCCGCUGUGGCUGUCACUAGUCAGGCCCUUGGUGACAGGCGCUGAAGGAUUCCUGUUACAGCCACAAACAGACUCUUAGGAUGGGCCGCAGGUGGUAGGCGAAUCCCACCCUCACAGGCUUCGCCCUCAGAAUCACAUCCUGGGGACUCAAACCUCUUAGAGCUAGCUUUUGUUCCCAUGUCCUUUACCUGUUUUUUCUCAUCACUUGCCCCAGCGCCAUCAGAGACAUACAGUACAGGCACAAAUAACUGCAUUCGUCGGAUAUCUAUUCCUCUGAAUCGCCCCCUCCUGACUGGUUCAAGAUGGCGGUGAACAUGUCACAGAUCCGGGACACAAAGUGGCUCACGUUGGAGGUCUGUCGGGAGUUCCAGAGAGGAACGUGUUCGCGGCCGGACAGCGAGUGCAAGUUCGCCCACCCUGCCAAGAGCUGUCAGGUGGAAAACGGCAGAGUCAUCGCUUGUUUCGACUCACUCAAGGGUCGCUGUUCCAGGGAGAACUGCAAGUACCUGCAUCCUCCCCCCCACCUAAAAACUCAGCUGGAGAUCAAUGGAAGGAACAACCUCAUCCAGCAGAAGAACAUGGCCAUGCUGGCCCAGCAGAUGCAGCUCGCCAACGCCAUGAUGCCCGGCACACAGCUUCAGCCAGUCCCCAUGUUUUCAGUCACACCCGGCCUCGCAACCAACGUCAACGCUGCUGCUGCUGCGUUUAACCCUUACCUUGGUCCUAUGUCGCCCGGCCUGAUGCACGCUGACAUCUUGCCCAGUGGCCCCGUCAUGGUCACCAGCAACGCCGGCAUCUCCGUACCUACCGCUGCUGCUGCUGCCGCACAGAAACUCAUGAGGACGGACAGAUUGGAGGUUUGUCGGGAGUACCAGCGGGGUAACUGCACACGCGGGGAAAGCGACUGUCGCUUUUCCCACCCUUCAGAUAGCACUAUGAUCGACACCAACGACAACACGGUCACUGUGUGUAUGGACUACAUUAAGGGCCGCUGCACGAGGGAGAAGUGCAAGUACUUUCACCCGCCGGCUCACCUGCAGGCCAAGAUCAAGGCCGCCCAGCACCAAGUCAACCAGGCGGCAGCUGCUGCAGCCAUGACUCGGUCGGCCUUCGAAUCAAUGAAGCGACCCCUGGACGCAGCUUUUGACCUGGGGCUCCCUCCCUUGCCUCCUUUACCAAAGAGACCUGCACUUGAAAAAGCCAACGGUGCCACCACCAUGUUCAACCCUGGUGUGUUCCAGUACCAACAGGCUCUGGCCAACAUGCAGUUCCAGCAGCAGGCUGCCUUCAUACCAUCAGGCUCCAUAUUGUGCAUGACACCUGCUACAAGUGUUGUACCCAUGAUGCACGGUGCUAAUCCAGUCACUGUGUCUGCGGCCACAACAUCUGCCACAAGUGUUCCCUUUGCAACGGCAACAGCCAAUCAGAUUCCAAUGAUAUCUGCUGACCAUCUGAAUAGUCACAAAUAUGUGACCCAGAUGUAGGAGUCUCGAUCAGACCGAUGCAACUGGAGCGCACUGAUGUUUAGUCCGAGAUUAGCCGUCAUCUGUCUCCAACAUUAAGAACAAAACUGAUGAGCAAUUUUAAAUUGUUCUGGGAUAAAUCUGCAUGUUGAUAUAGGAGGCCCAGUUUGUGAGGAUUCUUUUCCUGUGUACUUCAUGCACCGUAUUACACAAGAACAGAAAAGAACUUUCAUUUUCAUCAAAGACUGCCUUUCGCUCUGUAGAGGCAACUAACCUUUAUUCACCGGACACACUUUGAAUGUUAAACAUGGAGCAAAAGAGUGGAAAAGUUGUUAAAAACACAGACUGGAUUGGUACGUCCAUUGACCAAGUAUCAUGACUUAUGGUUUUUUGUCUGUUCAUGGGUCGGUGGUCUUUGAGCUAAAUGUGUUCAUUUGUUUACACAAAGGUGCACCAUGUAUUUAACUUGAGGUAAAAGAAAUGAAUGAUCCGAAUGAAUCACACAUGCAUGAACAACUACUUUGUUUAAGAUUUCAUUUAGUCAAUCCAGGGAUGAGGGAAAUCACAUGAGUGCACUCAGAGGCAAAAUAGCAACUGAAUGUCUGUAAGGCGUCUAUCAAACCCUUGUAGCCUACCUUUCUAUAUCUUUAGCACAUGUCUUUGACCUUGCAAGCAUCCCUGUAAAGUGCCAUACAUCUCAAAAACACAUGAAUGGUAUUGAAGCAGUUUUAAGAAGUGUAAAAACCCAACAAUUCCCUUUAACACGUCUGUUUUGUCUCUUGCACAGCAUGCAGUGUAGAUUAUUGUGAUCAUUACCUGUGAUUCCCAGCAGCACCGCUGUUGACGAGAUGACCUGACCCAGAUUGUCCACUUUACUCAAAUCUUCUACUGAAGGAUUAUUUUCUUGACUGUCUCUCUGUGGGGUCUUGGCUUGUGCGGCAGACCAAAAGCUCAUAUUAAUGAAGACGUUGCAAUGACAACUCGUCUAUCAGUUGGUCACCAAACUGCUGUGAGACCGAAGUCAAAAUCCAAGAUGCAACUGGUGAUGGAUUGUCCUGAUUUGCUUUUUCAUUUGUAUGGUUUUGCAUAUUUUUAAGGCAGAUUGCCAAAGUAGAUUUAGUUUAGUGUAGAUACAGUCUGACAUGUUUAAAGACAUUUGUGAAGUGCAUCUACCUGAGAGCUGUUUUCACAUAGUCGGCCAUAGUCUUUUUGUGUCGCUAUCGUACGUAGACCAGUGGGACUCAAUUAAAAAAAUGUUUUGGCCUCACAAGUGAGUCCGAAGUAGGAUCAGGUGUGUAUAGUAGAUCUCUAGAAGUUGUGUUUUGAUGUGCUCUGGGUGUUCUUCAGGCAUAUUUCACCGGUGGAUCGAACAGGGAAAGUGGCACGAUUAUAUAAACGAUUGUAUUACUCAUCCAAAGCCUUAGAAUGUACCAUCGGGUCAGCACAAUGCAACAUGCCAUUUUGAACCAUCCAGUUGCCUAAUCCACGACAUAUUAACUUACACACAUACACACACACACACACACACACACAGAGCACUAUGUUAUUGUCACUUUCUUGUUUUUGUUUGUCCGUUCAAUGAAGAGUGUUUUACUUUAUUGUUAUUGUGUGAGGAUAUUUUGAUGUUUAGUUCAUACUUCUAGUCGUGCUCAUUAUAUUUAUCGUUUAUAUAAUGAAGAUGAAGUUAUAAAAAUAAGUGUGUGUUUGUGGGUCCCUUAUGCACAGUUUUCUGAAAUUCCAUUCAAUGUUAAUUUUACUAUGAUUAUCAUUGUGAACUGAAUAUUUUCUAUGUUAUGCAUAUUGUUGAACCGUAUGUAUAUUGUUGAUUUCUUCAGUCUAUUUGUGUUUUUUGAACAAAAAUGUUUUAUAUGAGUAUCUAACAGUGAUGAAAUAAUAGAACGGAGAGGCUAAGUUGUCACUGUGGCAACCAUCGCCAAUAACUAAGUGAUAUUUUAACGAUUGUAAGGUUUGUAACUAGUCAUUUAAGGAAAAAAAAUACUAUUGUAGAAAUAUAGUUCUUAGAUGUUUAGAGUAAAGAUGUUAUUUUCUACUGUAUCCAUUUCAAAUAGUGAACUUUGUUUUAAUAUUUCUACUCCCUGGAAAUUGGGCCAUGUUGGAAAACAAGCUGCAUAUUUGAUCACUUUUUGGGGGCGUCGCAGUCGGGAUCAGGUAAAAGGGGUGAGUAGGGAGUCUGCGCACCAAUCUCUUGCUUAGCCAACCUGCAAACAUCAAGGGAGGGGAUGGGCAAUCUUGAGGCGAUAAAGGUAAUAAAGGAUGAUUUUUUGCACUUCUGUAAAUAGUCAAAAAAGAGAGAUUCAUGUAUAUUGAGAUCUUAUUUUGAAUAAAAAAAAGUAUGUCUAUAAUGACAGUGAAUUUUGCUAGGAUAACAAAAAAAAAUCUUACAAAAGGCUGAACAAAAUUGCUUGCAUCAAAAGGGGUCCUCACGCUCCGAACCGUUUCAGAAAAGGCAAAGUGUUGCUCUUCUUUUUUGUCAGCAGCUUGUAGUUUGCCAGGUAACCUUCCGGAGGAGGCCUCCACUAGCCUCCAGUGAAAGGGCCUGAGUGGGUUUGUAUGGUCCCCUAACCCGUCUGCACUGACAGGUAUGUGUGUCAUGGCCACGCCCUACUAGGCCCAACCAAUCACAACGCGUCCCGUCUCCUCCUCACAGAGGAAUGCAUGUUAAAGGAAAUACAUUUACCGUUUAAAAAGAAUCACUGCAGUAAUAUUGAAUAAAAAUAUGUUACACAGAAAUAUGUAUUUACAGUAUUCAAUAUUAUGUCACUGUAAUUGAAUAAAAAAUAUAUAAAUAUAUAUAAAGAAAACACAAAUAGGAUAGUGGUUUAUUUUACAAAUAUUUAAAAAAAUAUUCUUGAGAACAUACUCCUCAAAGUGCACCACUUGGAGAGUACAUGCAACACAAACACCAUAGCUAAACGUUUGUUCCUUAUGUUUAUGUAAGGUGUGCUUCUAGUAGAUGAAACGGACCAAACAGCAAACAGGUGUGGAUCAACAUCAGGUGGAGUUUUGAGGUUUGGUCAUCAAGUCAUCCGUUUCAAACUGUGUCCUGAUCAUCUCUCAUCUCCUACAAGCACGCAUGCCUACAUUUAUGAUAUAAUGUAAACUAAACUUUUUUUUUUAAUUUCAUGUUCGUUUUUUUCUGCUUGUAGUGCUAAAAUAAUGUAUUCUGUCCUCUGCAGCAAUUUGUUUUGCUUAUUUCUUUGCUCAAAGGCCCCUUGAAAAGAUGUGUGCACCUCCUCUGUAAAGCACCUGUGGAGACAACCUCUGACCGUCAGAAAAAGCCAUAAAAUAUAAAGUCAUCAGAGCAAAAUGUGUGUGAGAGAAAAAUGAUAAUGAAACCCUAUGAAGCUGAGGGAAUGUUCGUUGGGGUUCUAUGAACUACAACAUCAUGUAAUAACCAAAGUCGUGACUGUAGGUAAUACAACCUAUGGUGUGCUGUACUAACUUUGAUGGAUGUCUGUGGUUCAUUGAGAAAACAUGUUUUCACCGGGCCUGGAUUGCUAUAUUUAAUUAUUGCUGUUAUGAAUUAAAAAAAGGAAUAAAAAUGUACCAAUGAACGAGCAA